Molecule: messenger RNA, 2836 nt
Organism: Dromiciops gliroides (monito del monte)
Lineage: Eukaryota; Metazoa; Chordata; Mammalia; Microbiotheria; Microbiotheriidae
Gene: NECAP1
Product: NECAP endocytosis associated 1
Exons: 8
Coding region: 127-972 (281 amino acids)
Biological process (GO): endocytosis
Cellular component (GO): clathrin vesicle coat; membrane
Source: RefSeq, a predicted model, not a curated record
GGAAGUGGCGCAGCCGUACAGCGUUCGGUGACGUCACCCUCUAGCCCUCUCUCCCCCGCCCCUGCCCCCGCCCCCGGUGAGGUCUCUGCACUCGCUUCUCCCAGAGACUCGGAGAGCGGAUCCAAGAUGGCGGCUGAAGCGGAAUACGAGUCCAUCCUGUGCGUGAAGCCCGAGAUCAGCGUCUACCGCAUCCCGCCGCGUACCUCCAACCGUGGCUACAGGGCAUCUGACUGGAAACUGGAUCAGCCUGAUUGGACUGGUCGUCUCCGAAUCACUUCCAAAGGGAAGAUUGCCUACAUCAAACUUGAAGACAAAGUAUCAGGGGAGCUAUUUGCUCAGGCACCAGUGGACCAAUAUCCUGGCAUUGCUGUGGAGACAGUAACAGAUUCUAGCCGAUAUUUUGUGAUCCGGAUUCAAGAUGGCACUGGACGUAGCGCUUUCAUUGGUAUCGGCUUCACAGAUCGGGGUGAUGCGUUUGACUUCAACGUUUCUCUGCAAGAUCACUUCAAAUGGGUAAAGCAGGAAUCUGAGAUCACCAAAGAAUCUCAGGAAAUGGACACUCGCCCCAAGUUGGAUCUAGGCUUUAAGGAAGGACAAACUAUCAAAUUGAGUAUUGGGAAUAUUACAACAAAGAAAGCAGGAACCUCUAAGCCUCGACCUGCAGGAACUGGGGGCCUGAGCCUACUGCCACCUCCACCUGGGGGCAAAGUGACUAUUCCCCCACCUUCAACUUCAGUACCCAUUGCUAAUCAUGUCACCCCACCUCCCAUCCAGAAAUCCAGCCAAAGUGGCAAUAAUGAUGCAGAUAUCCUGUUAGACUUUGAUUCUCCUGUUCCUGUCUCAAAGACACCAGCACCUGCCCCUGCUCCUGCUCCUGCUUCUGCGGUGACUGAUCUAUGGGGAGACUUCAGUACUGCAUCCAGCUCUGUUCCAAACCAGACACCACAGCCGUCCAACUGGGUCCAGUUCUGAGCAGCAGGGAUAAACUUGAAGACCAAGAGAAUCCAAGGGCACCAAUUUGAGGGGGGGAAUUGGGACACUCCACCUUCUCCAGAACUGAAAUUCCUGGACAGUCUUUUAAAAAGCUUUCCUCUUGCAAUCAAGAGCUGGUUUAUGCACCUCCCUACUGUUGAUUACACGCUGGACAGCCCAGGGAGCAGCUGUUGCCUAAUGAGGCUGAGAGGAGGGUUGUGAGCCCACUUGUACCUGAGCAUGCAGUGCUUGCAAGGCCAGGGUCUCUAUUUCAAGGGGAAUUUACCUAUUCUCACAGUUGUUCAGCUCCCCCUUUUUCAUUCUUUACCCUUCUCCAAGGCCAUCUGGUGGCCCAUUGCCUUUUUUGGGUGGCAUUGUGGCAGGGAGGGUUUGAAUGGCCUUUCAAGUAACACAGUAGGUAGGUGCAAACCUUUUUGCAGCUCCAUUUGGUUUCUGCAGCUGAAGGGACUUAAUCCUUUGGGAAUAGAUGUUAGGAGCUAAGGAGACACUGACCCCAUCACUGUCUUCUUUAUCCGGAGCUAGUUGGGAUAGAGUUGUCUGAGAUUAAUUUCAGGCCUGUGUGUUUACAAAAUGAGUGGUGACAGGUGAGCAUAAGGGUAUGGAGAUAGAUUUGUGAAGCUCUUGCUCCCCACUUUCUGCCAUAUUCUCUUCUUGCUAAUCUCAUUUGGGGAAGUGACAGUGCUGGGAGCAACUCCAUUGCCCUCUUCUAUGUUUACACGUCUCUCCCUUUGAGAAGAGGGUUGUGUUGGUGCCAUUUGCUCUAUCACCUUGUGUUUCUUCACCAGGGCAAUGUCUCUGACCAGGGUAAGAUUUUGGCUGUUCUCCCAAGUUGCCCCAGGUAGGCGUUAGGUUCCUGCAGCCCCAUCUAGUCGCUUCAUUGGAAGCAAGACCUUCCCUUCUUUUGCCUUUUGUGUGACCUAGAGUUGAGGGAGUGAGGGUCUGUACUGGAGAAGCACAGAGUGCUUAGUCCUCUUGCAAGUGAUGGUGUAAUGUGCCCUCCCUUCCUUCUUUUCUUGGCACCUGGCGUCUGACCUGGGUAGUUUUGUGGGACCAUGUCUGUCUUCUCUGCCCAUUUCCCAUAAAGCCUGGCCCUUGUAACCAGAGAAAUCCCCCUGACUCAGCUCUUCAAGGAAGGACUGCUGCUCUGCUGGUCCCUGCCAUUAGUAAAGAAAGCCCAGGAGAACCAUAGCUACAUUGGUCUGACAAGCUUUGCCAAUGGAAGGCGGCUCUGACAGCCGUGACCCAGAGGAAUAGCAGAGUCAAGCUGGAGGGGUUUUUGUUUGCUUUUUUUUAAACAACACUUCCCUUUCCCUCCUCAAUGCUGUGAAGAGAGUUUCCUUUCCAAUAGGAAAGGACAUUCUCAUUUGUUGCUGUUAAUGAGCUAAUUAUGAUGAGGGGAGGAUUUAUUGUGAUAAAUCAGUAUCAUUCCUUUUGCUGUUCUUUAAUUCUGGAUGAAGAGCCUUUGAGUCCAACCUGGAAACACAUAUGAUCUUCCCUAUCCCUGAAGUCUUUUCUUGUCCUUUCCAUGGACUUGUGGGUCCAGGUUUAUUUUUGUCUUAUUUAUUCCUAUGCUGUGUAUCAAGCAGUUCUGCACUUGCUGAGCUCUAGAAGGUCCUUUUUAAUUUCAGAUGGAAAACACUAAAAGAAAAUAUGGAGAAUCACUAGUGGUUAACCAUUGGGAGCCUCUUUUCUCAUCUUCCUUCACCUGUUCUUACUUUGCAUUCCCCAAGAUGAUAAUAUAUUAUGUAUAUGAACUGCUGCAAAACUGAAAAAAAAGAUAUAUAUGUAUAUAAAACAUAAGGUGUAUUGGUGCAAUAAUGGUAAUUAAAAUAUAGAAAAGGGU